Molecule: messenger RNA, 6941 nt
Organism: Mercenaria mercenaria
Lineage: Eukaryota; Metazoa; Mollusca; Bivalvia; Venerida; Veneridae
Product: echinoderm microtubule-associated protein-like 6
Exons: 37
Coding region: 118-6006 (1962 amino acids)
Molecular function (GO): microtubule binding
Source: RefSeq, a predicted model, not a curated record
UGUAGACGGGGGAAAUAUCCGAAGGUGUCCGAAACUGUUUAUCGACAAGUAUUUUCAGGUUCAAAAUGUAUAUUUUGAUGUAAAUAUUCAUCCGUUUGGAAAUAGCAUCAUAGAAACAUGGGCGAGAAAACAGCCCCUGCCUCACAGCUUCGCUUAGAAUGGGUUUAUGGUUACAGAGGACAUCAAUGUCGCAACAAUCUUUUCAUAACCGGUAGCAAAGAUAUCGUUUAUUUUGUAGCCGGUGUUGGCAUAGUUUAUAACCCUAGAGAAAAUAAACAGCGUUUCUUUCUUGGACAUGAUGAUGACAUUUUAUGCCUAACACUUCACCCUGACAAAUCCCUGAUUGCAACUGGACAGACUGGUAAAUCUCCUUACAUUUGCAUCUGGGAUAGCAUCUCUCUUAAUACCUGCUCCAUUUUAAAAGGAGGACAUACCCAUGGAGUUGGAGCUGUUUCCUUUGAUAAGGAUGGGAAUAGACUGGUGUCAGUUGGCAUUGAUCCUCAAGCAACAAUCUGUGUUUGGGACUGGAAAAAGGGCAAAGUCAUUGCUACAGUCAGAGGUCACACAGACAGGGUAUUUGAUGUUAAGUUCAAUCCAUAUCAAGACAAUGUGAUUGUAAGCUGUGGUGUGAAACAUAUCAAGUUUUGGUCUCUUUGUGGAAAUGCUCUUUCAGCUAAAAAGGGUAUUUUCGGCAAGGAAGGGGAGAUCCAGACGAUAUUGUGUGUUAGUUUUGGUCCUAGUGAUAUCACAUACUCUGGUACAUUGGGUGGGGAUGUGUACAUCUGGAGAGGAAAUAAACUUGACAGAGUUAUCCAAGCUGCACAUAAGGGUGCUAUAUACUCCAUGGACAUGUCAGAGGAGGGUUACAGUACAGGAAGUAAAGACGGAACCGCUAAACUCUGGGAUGGAGACUUCAAACCUAUAACCACUGUGAACCUUGUCACAGCUAAAGAUGGUUAUAAAGGUCUUUGUGUUAGAAGUGUGUGUUGGCGUGGAGAAAAGGUUCUGAUAGGAACUCAGGACAGUGAGAUAUUUGAAGUAGGAGCCCAUGAUAGGGACAAACCUCGCUGUUUGGUUCAGGGUCAUGCUGAAGGAGAGUUAUGGGCCUUGGCAGUGCAUCCUCGUAAACCAGUGUUUGCCACAGGAAGUGAUGACCAAACACUCAGGCUUUGGAGUAUGAACAGUUUUGAGAUACUUUCAAAGACAACACUAGAUCAGAAGAUCCGCUCUUGUGCCUUUGACAAUGAUGGUGGACAGCUAGCUGUUGGCAUGAUGGAUGGAUCUUUCUUUGUGCUCAAAUCUAGGGAUUUAUCAGAAGUGAUACAUAUUAAAGACAGAAAGGAGGUGAUACAUGAACUUAAAUUUUCUCCCUGUGGUAAAUUCCUGGCAGUCGGCUCAAAUGACAACUUUGUAGAUAUAUAUUCCGUAGAACAGAGAUAUAAACGUGUCGGAACGUGCUCGGGCAGCUCAAGCUUUAUCACACAUCUUGAUUGGUCUGAAGACAGCAAAUACAUACAGACGAACAGUGGAGCUGCAGAGAGACUUGUCUUUAAAAUGCCAGCUGGAAAACAAGCCACCAAUAAAGAUGAACUGAGUGCUAUACAUUGGGCAACAUUUACUGGAGUGUUGGGUCAAGAGGUGAAUGGAAUCUGGGAGAAGUAUACAGACACCAAUGAUGUGAAUGCAGUAGACUCUUACUUUGAUGGAGAGACUGUUGUCACUGGAGAUGACUUUGGUCUUGUCAAACUCUUCAAAUUUCCUUGCUUGAAAAAGGGUGCGAAGUUUCGGAAAUAUGUUGGUCACUCAGCCCAUGUGACCAAUGUCAGAUUUUCCCAUGAUAAACAACGUGUGAUAUCAACUGGAGGUGGAGACCAUGCUGUUUUCCAAUGGAAAUUCCUACCGGAGGGUCACUCAGAGAAUGAUAUGUCCGAUCCACAACAUGGCUUUGUAGACUCCAACAGUGAAGAGAGUGACUCUGACCUGAGUGAUGUCGGAGCUCUAGACAGUGAUCUAGAACAAGAAAAACAGGUGUCAUACCAGCGAGCCGUGUACCGUGAAGAUGCCGUCAAGAUGAAGAAACUGAUGAAAGAAGAACUUGGUGCUGGAAAGAAGAGGAAAUGUGCUCCGGCGGACAGUCUUAAGUUGGAGUUUGUACAUGGUUACCGAGGCUAUGACUGUCGGAACAACCUGUUUUACAUGCAGUCCGGUGAGAUUGUGUACCAUGUUGCUGCAGUAGGCAUAUUAUACAGUAGGGAGAAAAAUACUCAACGAUUUUAUCUCGAACAUACAGAUGAUAUACUAUGUCUCUCUAUACAUCCUCUCAAAGAUCUGAUAGCAACUGGACAGGUUGGGAGAGAUCCAUCAGUACAUGUGUGGGAUGCCGAGACAUUGAAAUCUGUGUCAGUACUCAAAGGUCAUCAUGAGAGGGGAGUGUGUGCGGUUGACUUCUCAGGUGAUGGAAAGAAACUUGUAUCUGUUGGCCUUGAUGAUAACCAUUCCAUUGUGGUAUGGGAUUGGAGAAAGGGAGAGAAACUAGCCACUACAAGGGGUCACAAAGAUAAGAUAUUUGUUGUGAAAUGGAAUCCUUUUGAUGCAAACAAGCUUAUCACAGUCGGUGUGAAACAUAUCAAAUUCUGGACGCAGGCAGGUGGAGGUUUUACAUCCAGCCGAGGAACUUUUGGAAAGAUCGCCAAGAACUGUGAUAUGUUGUGUAUAGCUUUUGGAAAAACUGAAGACGUAACAUAUUCCGGUGGCAGUGAUGGUAAUGUGUUUGUCUGGGCUGGAACUAAUUUACAGAAAAUUGUCAAAGCUCAUGAGGGACCGUUGUUUGCUAUGCACUCACUUGAUAAGGGGUUUGUGACGGGUGGAAAGGAUGGUGUAAUUGGCUUGUGGGAUGACCAGUUUGAGAGAUGCCUGAAGAAUUACCACAUAAAACAAGAGAACCUGUCCCCACAGUCACGGGGUCGACUCCUCACGGACUCACCAGCCGUACGUGCCAUAGUGUUAGGACAUGGGAAGAUAUUAGUGGGAACUAGAAAUGGAGAAAUUUUAGAAGUGGAUAAAGCUGGACCAAUUACACUUCUUACACAAGGUCAUUUAGAUGGAGAAGUAUGGGGUUUGUCCGUUCACCCGAUCAAAGAUUUCUGUGUGACAACCAGCGAUGAUAAAACAUUAAGAGUUUGGGAUAUCUCAGACAGCCACAAAAUGGUGAACUUUAAAAUACUCAAACAGGGAGCUAGAUGUGUAGAUUUCUCACCUGAUGGGAAAUUCCUGGCUGUCGGUCUUAGAGAUGGGAGUUUUACAGUGUUGAAUUCAGACACAAUGGAAGAAAUUAUCUCCUUACACCACAGGAAAGAGGAAAUUGCUGACAUCAAAUUUUCUCCGGACACAGGAAAAUAUUUGGCAGUAGCGUCACAUGACAACUUUGUUGAUAUAUACAAUGUUCUAGGCAAGAAACGAGUGGGUACAUGUAAAGGGGCUUCAAGCUAUAUAACCCACAUAGACUGGGAUAAACAGGGCAAAGUCAUAAUGUUGAAUUCUGGAGCCAAGGAGCAGCUGUUCUUUGAAGCACCAAGAGGGAGAAGGAUUACUUUGAGGAAUCAGGAAAUUGAGAAGUUUGCUUGGCAUUCCUGGACGUCGGUUCUGGGUGUGACGUGUGAGGGUCUGUGGCCACCAAAAUGUGAUGUAACAGACAUAAACGCUACUUGUGCCUCAAGUGAUAUGUCAGUGAUUGCUACAGCUGAUGAUUUUGGAUUUAUGAAACUCUUUAAUUACCCAGCUAAGGGGAAGUUUGCCAAAUACAAGAAAUAUGUGGGUCACAGUGCCCACGUAACAAACUGUAGAUUUUCUAAUGGAGAUAAGAAACUGGUAACUACAGGCGGAGCAGACACAUCUGUCAUGGUAUGGAACCAUAUUUCCGCUGCAAAUCGUACAACUGCAUCUGGCGAAAGUGAUGAGUCAGACACUGAUUCUGAGGAAGAGGGAGGUUAUGACAGUGAUGUGGAAAGAGAGAAGAACAUAGACUAUUCCAAGAAAAUUUACUUGAACCCCAUACAGGAAAAAGAAGGUGUGAGACCCCACCUACAAGAAAUAAAAGCUAUUGACAAGCCAAGUGUCAGUAGAAGUGCUCCUGAACCUCCUAAAGUGAAGAGAGCAGAAACACCAAUGACGUCUGGCGGGAAAAGAAGGAAAACUACGCAAGUCACUGAUCUCCAGUUAGAGUAUAUCCAUGGUUACCGUGGGUUUGAUGCACGGAACAACCUACACUAUGUUAAUGAUGGUGCAGACAUUGUCUUUCAUGCUGCUGGAGCAGGAAUUGUGAAGAACCUUGCCUCAGGAAGUCAAUCAUUCUAUUUGAAACAUACUGAUGACAUCAUUUGUCUUGCCAUCAACCAACAUCCAAAGUUUAAAAGUAUCGUAGCGACUGGACAAAUUGGCAAUCCGCCAAGUGUACAUAUCUGGAAUACUCUCACCAAAGAAACGUUAUCCAUUCUAAGGGGAGAGCACACUAAGGGUGUGUGUGCAGUGGAUUUCUCAUGCACAGGAAAAUACGUGGUCACAGUGGGUCUGGAAAAUAAUGUGACAGUUUGGAGAUGGCAGGAAGGUGCUUGCCUAGCUACUGUUGCAGCUCACAGCCAAAGAAUAUUCCGUGCAGAGUUCCGUCCAGACUCGGAUAGCCAGUUUGUUACUGUUGGUGUGAAACAUGUCAAGUUUUGGACAGUGGCUGGCAACCAGCUUGUUGGCAAACGUGCUAUACUCACUGAUGCUGGAACGGGAACUGAGAUAAAGAAAUUACAAACAAUGCUGUCGGUCGGAUUUGGUGCAAACAAUGUUACAUAUACUGGUGCAAUGAGUGGAGAUGUAUAUGUGUGGAAAGAUAACACACUUCUUAGACUGGUACAGAAGGCUCACAAUGGUCCCGUGUUCACAAUGUUCACUACGCUCAGAGACGGUCUUAUUGUGACAGGAGGAAAAGAAAUGCCAUCAAAGGAGAAUGGUCCAGUUAAACUGUGGGAUCAGGAGAUGAAGAGAUGUAGAGCAUUCCCAUUACAUGAUCAUGGCUCUAAAGCUGAUGUUGUCAAGUCUGUCUGUAGAAUUAAGGGUAAAAUUUUGGUGGGGACCAAAGACAAUGAUGUUAUUGAGAUUGGAGAGAAGAAUGGAGUUCUACAGGUUCUGGUUGGUGGCCAUGCUGAGGGUGAAGUCUGGGGUUUGGACCGACACCCAACUCUGCCUCAGUUUAUCACUGCAAGCUAUGAUGGUACUGUAAGAAUAUGGGAUAUUCCAAGUAAGGCAUUGGUUGCUAAGCUGUCUGUGGGUCAGGCAGUAUCAGUGGGCUUCAGUCCAGAUGGUGAAAUGAUUGCUGUAGGGCUCAAGAAUGGAGAAUUCCUCGUACUGAUGGCCAAGGGACUCAAAGUUUGGGGACGUCGCAGAGAUAGGGCUGGAUCUAUCAAUGAUAUUAGAUUUAGCCCAGAUGGUAAAUAUCUGGCAGUGGGAUCAGAAGAUUGCUGUGUAGAUUUCUAUGACAUCAGUAAGGGGCCGACACUACAGAGGUCAGGAUAUUGUAAAGGAAUUCCAAGUUUUGUUAUCCAGCUAGACUUCUCUGCUGAUAGUCAGUAUAUAAGGGUCAGCACAGGAGCGUAUGUCCAUCAAGUGUUUGCUGUGCCUGAAGGUAACUUAGUUGAGGAUGAGAAAAUCACCAGCAAGAUUACAUGGGCGACAUGGACCAGCGUGUUGGGUCAAGAGGUUGUGGGUAUCUGGCCAAAGGAUGCUGACAAAGCUGAUGUUAACUGUGCCCAUCUCUCACACCAUGGAACAGCACUCGCUACAGGAGAUGACUCGGGACUUGUCAAACUUUUUGACUUUCCAUGUACUGAGAGAUACGCACCCCAUAAAACAUUUGUUGGCCAUUCAGCACAUGUGACCAAUGUAAGAUUCACAGCGGAUGAUAAAUAUCUGGUGAGCACCGGAGGAGAUGAUUGUUGUGUGUUUGUAUGGAAGUGCCUAUAAAAGUCCUGAAAUUGGAGGAAAAAUUUAGUGAGCACAAAAAAGAACAGAAAUUCCAACAAAUAUAUAUGUGCAAGUCUUUAGGCCCCAGCUGUAGAUUAGGUUCAAAGAUGUUAAAAGACUUUAUAUUUGUAGAAGGACUGACUGUCGAAUGGAAGUUGGUUCUUUUACUAUAGAAUUUGUAUAUUGGAGUACUGAAUUGCUAAAUGCAGAAAGAUAAUACAAUAAAUGAUUUUGAAGAUCAGAUGGUCCACUGCACUCAGAUAUGACACAACAUUUCAGCAAAAUACUGCAUUGUAUAGAUCAUUACUUUGACCAUCACAGUACUGUAGACAGUUAUUUUAAUAUGUGAAAUGUUUCCGAAAGAAAUUAAUUACGGUACAGAUUUUUGUGCCACUUUGUUACCAGUAUUUUGUUAGUGUAUUUUCCAGUCACUUAUUUUAAAGAAAGGCAUAAAUUGUUUAUCAACUUAAAACAGUUGUUGACCCCUGCAAGAGGAUAAUUUGCCUGGUAAUUCCAGAUCUAUUUUUGCUCAAAAAGAUUCAUUUUAUAAGGGAAGUAUCCUCAUUUUGUAAUAGUUGAUCAUUUGAAAACAGUAUGUCACUGGCUUGUUGAAUACCUAUUAAAAUAUCUGUGGGACCAAUUAACUGUAAACUAGAUGUCUUUAUGAAUGCUUCUUGCUUAUUAAUUUAAUCAGCAAAAAUGCUAUAAUUAGAUAAGUAUGUAUUAAUAUAUCUUUGUACUUUAUUAAAAUUGUAUUUUCAUAUUAAAAUAUUUCAGAUCGGGACUUUUAGAGAUCUGAUUUGUGCGUAUUUAUACAUACUUUUAUACAAGUGUAUUUGUCUCAAAUUUUCCGUCCUUUAUUAAAAUACGUAUAUAAGUUUUACAGUAUAUUUUUUAACACAAAUAUUCCUUAACACCUCAUUAAUGAAUGUGUG